AUGUCUCACGAAGACAAAAAGAUCGAUGUCAAUGCCGAUGAGAAGAAGGGAUUAGGGGCCUCAGAAGCUACUCCACUCAUCAAGGAAAAGGAGGAACCACAACCUGUUGCGAUGAAGGAAUUAUACCGAUACGCAACCACAUUUGACAAAGUGUUGAUGGCUGUUGGAUUAGCAAUGUCUAUUAUUGCUGGUGCUGCAUUUCCACUUACAACUGUAGUAUUCGGAAACGUCGUAAACGCAUUCACCUCAUUCAUGACAAGAUGUCCAACCGAUCCUGGAGCUAUACGUUUUCCAGGCUGUAUAGUGUACACUGGUGACCAGUUGAUGGAAACUAUCGCUUACUACACACUCUACUUUGUCUAUCUUGCUAUCGCCGUCUUUUUCGCUACAUACAUAUACAUGGCUUCGUGGGUCUACACUGGAGAAAAGAUCACUCAUAGAGUCAGAGAACAAUACAUCAAAGCAGUUUUGAGACAAGAUUUGACUUAUUUUGAUUUCAGUGGAGCUGGUGAAGUCGCAACUCGUAUCUCAUCAGACACACUAUUGAUUCAAGACGGAAUAUCAGAAAAGGUUCCUCUCUUGUUUUCUCAACUGGGGACCUUCUUUUCAGCUUUCGUGAUUGCCUUCUUCAAAUCAUGGAAACUGACUCUUGUUCUGAUGUGUGUUAUUCCGUUGAUUGCCAUCACUGGUUUCGUCAUGAACUUGAUCAAUGGGGGUUUCCAAACUCAAAUCUUGAACCAAUAUUCGAAAGCUGGUACACUUGCUGAAGAGGCUUUGACGGCUGUGCGAAUCAUCUACAGUUUAAACGCUCAAACCAGGACUAGUUUUCGUUACAAUGAACGUCUUGGGGGAGCACGUAAUGCUGGUAUCAAAAAGUCCAUCGUCUUAGGUGUAGGAACAGGCUCUCUUUUUUUCUGGAUAUAUUGCAGUUACGCCUUAGCUUUCUGGUUUGGAUCUAGACUCUUAAACUGGGGUCUGACUGAUUCUGGAUCCAUCACUACCGUCUUCUUUGCUGUCUUGAUUGGUUCAUUCUCUCUUGGCCAGGUAGCACCAGAUCUCCAAGCUAUAUCAUUAGCAAGAUCAGCCGGUGGUAAAGUCUUUUACACAAUUGAUCGAGUACCCAAGAUUGAUCCAUAUGACAAGUCUGGAACUAAAUUGAGAGAUGUCAAAGGAAAGAUUGAACUCAAAAAUAUCAAGUUCAUCUAUCCAGCUCGUCCAGAAUUGACUGUGUUGGCUGAUUUCUCACUGAUGAUUGAACCUGGAACUACGGUUGCUCUUGUUGGUGCAUCUGGUUCUGGCAAAUCUACCAUCAUUCAGCUCAUCGAACGCUUCUACGACCCAAUUUCAGGAACAGUCUUCGUAGACGACAUCCCAAUGCCCUCCAUCAAUCUCUCUUCUCUCCGUCACUCGAUCGGAUACGUCCAACAAGAACCAGUCCUCUUUGAAGGAUCCAUCUUUCAAAACAUUGCUCAUGGUCUUAUUGGCUCCUCUAACGAGCAUGCAACAUUGGAGGAGAAACGAGAACUGGUCAAACAAGCUGCUAUUAAGGCUAAUGCUCAUGAUUUUAUUAUGAAGUUGCCUGGAAUGUAUGAUAAUCCGGUUGGUGAACGUGGACAGUUGCUUAGUGGUGGUCAGAAACAGCGUAUUUGUAUUGCUCGUGCCAUUGUCAAGAAUCCCAUGAUCUUGUUGUUAGAUGAGGCUACCAGUGCUCUUGAUACAAACUCUGAACGAGUAGUUCAAGACGCUUUGGAUCGUGCAGCUAUCGGAAGAACCACUGUCGUUAUUGCACACAGAUUAUCAACCAUUCGUAACGCUCACAAAAUCGUCGUCAUGGCACGUGGAGAAAUCGUCGAAACAGGAACUCACGAUUCUCUCCUCUCCAUUGAAAACGGUGCCUACGUUCGAUUAGUCGAAGCCCAACAACUAGCUGCUGAAGAAGCCAAGAAGAAAGAAGCUGCCUUACCCAAGAAAGAUCCAUCUGAAGAAGAUCCAGAUUAUAUACCACCAAUGGUAUCACACCUAAGUCUCAGUCGCAAGAAUUCUAGUGUCAAGUCUUCAUUGCAUAAGAUUGGCGAUGAUGAAAAGGGCGCUGGAGACGAUGGUAUGACUACAGGUGCUGUCAUUGCUGAGAUUUAUAACAUCAACAAGCCUGAGCUCAAGUAUACAAUUCCUGGUCUGAUCGCUGCCAUCGUAGCUGGUUGCGUAUCGCCUGCUUUUGCUGUCAUCUUCGCCAAGAUUCUUGGAGUUUUUACAGAAACUGGCGAUGCCCUAUUGAAUGAUUCCAACUUCUGGAGUGGAAUGUUUGUCGUGAUUGCCGUCGUUGCUGCAGUUUCAAACGUAUUGCAAAGCACAAUGUUUGGGUUGGCGGCUGAAUUGCUGACUGAACGUAUUCGAUGUCUUACAUUCAAGGCCAUUAUGCGUCAAGAUGUCGCCUUCUUUGAUGAUGAACGGCAUGCAACUGGUAUCCUCACUUCAAACUUGAAUCUCGAUGCCCAAGCUGUACAAGGUGCUUCAGGUGUUACUCUUGGUACUAUCUUCCAAGUUGUUGGAACGCUUACUGGUGGAACGGUCAUCGCUUUAAUCUACUCAUGGAAACUAGCACUUGUCGCACUCGUCUCGCUUCCACUCCUCAUCCUAGCAGGAGCCUUCCGUAUUCAAGUCUUGACCUACUUCUCUGAAAAGGCCAAACGUUCUUACGAACGCUCUGCUCAACUAGCUUGUGAAGCAGUAGCAGCCAUCCGAACCGUACAAUCUCUAACACGAGAAAACGACGUCCAUGACAUUUAUCUCAAAAUGCUGGAGGGCCCUUUGAAAGAUGGAGUCAAGAACGCCUACUUGAAUACUUUACUGUAUGCGCUAUCUCAGAGUGUCAAUUUUGCUGCUAAUGCAUUGGUGUUUUGGUAUGGUGGUCGUUUGAUUGCCUAUGAAGGGUUGUCACUUUCGAGCAUGUUUACAGUAUUUAUGGCUAUUAUCUUUGGAUCUACCUCAGCUGGAAGAGUCUUUGCUACUACUCCUGAUUUGAAUCGUGCCAAGUCUUCUGGAGAAGCUAUUAUCAAGCUCUUGCGUCAAAUGCCGUUUAUUGAUUCCGAGUCUCUCAAGGGAGAUAAACCCGAAUCAAUACAAGGACGAGUGGAAUUCCGUAAGGUCCAUUUCAAAUACCCAACUAGACCAAAUGUACCUGUGUUACGAGGAUUGAACUUGAAGAUCGAUCCAGGUCAAUUUGUGGCUCUUGUUGGUGCAUCUGGUUGUGGUAAAUCUACCACCAUCGGCCUCUUGGAACGCUUCUAUGACCCUUCAUCUGGAGAAGUCUUGAUCGAUGGCAAGAAUCUCAAGGACUUGAAUGUUGCUCAUUAUCGUUCAUUCGUGGGUCUUGUUAGUCAAGAACCAAUGCUGUUUGAUAUGACUGUCAAGGAAAACAUUAUUUAUGGCCUAAGCUCUGUACCGACUCAAGAACAAGUUGAAGCUGCUGCAAAAGCUGCCAACAUACAUGAUUUCAUCAUGAGUCUUCCAAACACAUACAACACAAGUGUUGGUUCAAAAGGAUCUCAAUUGUCUGGUGGACAGAAGCAGCGUAUUGCCAUUGCAAGAGCCCUAAUCCGUCAACCAAAGAUCCUUCUACUAGACGAAGCUACUAGUGCUUUGGACGCAGAAUCAGAAAAGGUUGUUCAAACAGCCCUAGACAAUGCCGCAAAAGGUCGAACAACAAUCUCAAUUGCACACAGACUAUCAACCAUCCAAAACGCCGACGUGAUUUACGUCUUCAAAGAUGGUGUCGUUGCAGAAUCCGGCAGCCAUCAAGAGCUACUACAACUAAAAGGUCUUUAUCACGAGCUCGCUAUUCAACAGAACCUCGAUUCGGAUCAUCCCACGCGACUUCCUGUGUUGGAGCAUUAUUCUUGGUGUUUAAGGGGUAAAACUCAGCAGGUCCAGUUCUCAAAGCUCGUUUGUUUGAAGGGCUUUCAGCUGUCGGGUGGACAGAAGCAAUGCAUUGCUAUUGCAAGAGCGCUAAUCCGUCAACUAUGGAUCUUAUUACUGGACGAAGCUACUAGACAAUUGAUUGGAUCAUCGACAACGGCAGUCGCAACUGCCAAACUAUUGACCAAAAUAGUCCAAGGAGGACGAUGGAGUUCAGCUGAAUCGCUUAUAAAUAUCCUGCGAGAACAUGGAGACAGAAUACAGAAAGCUGCUCCAAUGGAAUUCGCAGUUGGCAACAUUGUCAGGAGACUGAUAUUCGUCAUCCGAGAAGAAGAAGAAAACUUUUUGAGUGAAGGUGAUGGAGCUCUGGAUCAUAGUGAAUUCAAGGGCAGCAUUCUGGAGGCAAUCAAGGAAUUGCUAGAUGAAAUAAUGAGCUCAAAGAACGUCGCAGAACAAGCUUUAGAGCAUAUACAUUCGGGUGAAAUAAUAAUGACUGUCGGCCAUUCAGCCACAGUAGAGAGAUUUCUAAAGGAAGCUGGACGUGUACGCAAGUUUCAAGUUAUUGUAGCCGAGUCAGCUCCAUCGUAUAAGGGCCAAAGGAUGGCGCUAGCAUUAUCACAAGUGGGCAUAGAUACCACUCUGAUAACAGAUUCGGCUGUGUUUGCUUUGAUGCCACGAGUCAACAAGGUCAUCAUUGGUGCUCAUGCCGUCAUGUCGAAUGGUGGCCUGGUUGCCAUAUCAGGGACAGGAGCGGUGGCUGCUGCUGCAAGACAUUACGCCAAACCUGUCGUAGUCUGUACAGGUCUAUACAAGUUGAGCUACCAAUAUCCUUUUGAUCCAGAGUCUUAUUCGAUCUUGGCUGCUCCCGAUUCGGUGCAUAGUUUCCAAGAAGGCGACAUCGUCGAUAAGGUUGAUGUGCUGAAUCCAGUUUUCGAAUACGUCAAGCCGGAUCUGAUUAGCUUAUUUGUUACCAAUAUUGGGCCGCAUCCUCCAAACUACAUGUAUAUAUUAGUUGCAGAACAAUAUGGAACCGAUGCCUAG
Messenger RNA from Synchytrium microbalum, 4956 nucleotides. It is a transcript of the gene MRI1, whose product is annotated as S-methyl-5-thioribose-1-phosphate isomerase. Gene Ontology annotation, cellular component: membrane. The record is from RefSeq and is a predicted model, not a curated record. NCBI's taxonomy places the organism in Eukaryota, Fungi, Chytridiomycota, Chytridiomycetes, Synchytriales, Synchytriaceae. Gene Ontology annotation, molecular function: ATP hydrolysis activity; ABC-type transporter activity; ATP binding. Gene Ontology annotation, biological process: transmembrane transport. The coding region runs from base 1 to 4956 and encodes 1651 amino acids. The transcript is spliced from 36 exons.